AUGGAUAUCGAUACCCAAAGUCAGAGCCUCUCGCCAGGCGCUGCAACUCACAACCCCAAUCUCAUCCUUCCAGCAACUUGCGACCCACCAUCUGAGCACAAUCCGCCCAAGCGAGCAGUAUGGAUAGUAUUCGGAGCGACCGGUCACAUGGGACGAUCCCUCGUUCGAGCGAUACUGGCGCACGGCGACCAAUGCACCGCGGUGGGAUGGACCGAAGAGAACACACCUGAGCAGAUGGAUAAGUGGAAGAACAGAAACUGCUUGGGCUUGCUAUGCGAUGUGAGAGUGCGCGAGACAGUGGACCAGGUCAUCAGGAAGAGCAUCGAAUACUGGGGCCAGGUGGAUGUCAUAGCGAACAGCACCGGCUACGGCGUCAUAGCAGCAUGCGAGGACCAGGACGAGUACGACCUGCGCAAUCAAUUCACCACAAACUUCCUUGGAACCCUACACAUCUUGCAACUCUCCCUCCCCUACUUCCGCUCUCAGAACUCCGGUCGAUACCUCAUAUUCUCAUCCACAGCUGGAGCCCUUGGCGUGCCUGGCCUGGGCCCGUAUUGUGCGACCAAGUACGCUGUGGAAGGUCUGAUAGAGUCGAUGUUGUACGAAGUCGAUAUAUUCAACAUCAAAGCCACACUUGUCGAGCCUGGUCAUGUUCGAUUGGACGAGCCAGAUGACAAUAUAUUGCCACCCAGCUAUACUUCGAUGCCCGUUCCAGGAACAGGUCCGCCGAAGCCGAAACGUUACGGUCAUUUCUUCGUGAAACCGAACCCAAGCGAGCCCUAUGCGGGACUGACAAGCCCGGCGCAACACGCGCGACGGAUGGUACAGUGGCUGAACGAUAGACAACCGGUGAGCGCUGUGAAGAGCGCAGAGUUGGUGUGGCAAUUGGGUCAUUGCAGCUACCCUCCGUUGCGAUUGAUUCUGGGCAGCUAUGCCGUGGAAAGCAUUCGCGACAGGCUGAAGAGUAUCACUGAAGAGAUCGAGGAUUGGAAACAUCUUUCGUUCCCUGUUUCCAUGCCUCCGGAGGAAGAGGACGGAAAAGACAAUCUCAAAGAGGAGCAGGAGCAAGACGAUGAACAGAUGCAGGACUGA
Alternaria ventricosa is the source of this 1092-nucleotide messenger RNA. RefSeq lists its product as uncharacterized. Lineage: Eukaryota; Fungi; Ascomycota; Dothideomycetes; Pleosporales; Pleosporaceae. The record is from RefSeq and is a predicted model, not a curated record. The transcript is spliced from 3 exons. Bases 1 to 1092 code for a protein of 363 amino acids.